CGCUUGCUGCUUCAUGUUUUGGGUUACUCAGAACUGUCGCGUUGAUCUAAUCGUUUCUUUCUUUCUUUCCAAGCUAUCGUUGAGCUGGAAUGCUCGUCGUGGUAAUAUGUAAUUCUUGAUCUCAACGCAACAGUUUCAAUUUAAAGGAAGUCUUCUAUCCAGUUGAUGCCAUGUUUGAAGUAUGAGGAUAUUGACGAGCAAUAGGGCUUCGUACGAGAGGGUAGAAGCCCUAAUGAUUCACUAGAAAUCUGCCAUGUUCGGGUACAGUACUAGCCAUUCUAGAUGGUAUAUCGAGAUCUACGAGUACAUCAUCACAUGGCAUGGUCAAAGCGUGAUACAUCAAACCCCCCGAUCCUUGAUAAACUCUCCUUCUCCAACGACCACCGAUACACUUCUCAGCCUUCUCCACGUACAUUGUAUACCAACACUCGCGUUAGCCAUGUUUCCUCAGUUACCGGAUGAGAUAUCACUCACUAUCCUUAACCAGGUAGAUUAACCGCUCUCUCAAGCUCACCCUCAAAAACUCCUCCUUUGCUAACUCUACAUAGAUCACUGCCACGAGAGACUUGAAGCGCCUUUGUGGAGUGUCCAAGGGGUUUUAUAGAGCACUCAUUGACAGAUUAUAUGAAAAAUAUGUUCUCCGGCCCUUGAACGAGAAUGCGCUCGAUGAUUUGAAUUGGUUACCGGAUACCAAAGCUUUUCGAAACCUUUGUAAAGUCAAGAAUUUCGCCGUGUCAUCGCAUUUCCACAACAGAACAGAACAGCGAUGUAUACACUCCCCUGAUGAUGUGGUUUGGAACCAGGCGGGCCAGGAGGGGAUGGAAGUUGCUGCACGUGAGUAUUCGACUCACAACACCGAGGAUUUUCGCAAAAUAGCUCGUCGCCUGGCCGAGGUUAUUUUCAGUCUGCCCAAGGAUGGUUUGCGAUCUUUUAGGUGAGUGAUCGCUCAGGAUUCUCACCACGAUCAUGGCUGAAUCUCCCCUUAGAUGGGAAAUAGGUAGUUGUAUUCCAUUAAACCUCAUGUGGUGUCUCAUAGUGACCCAGCCAUCGCUCAAACAUUUAUCACUAAUACUUGGUGAUCUUUGCAUGGUCGAGAACUGGAGUCCUCCCAGUGAAUUCCAUUAUCCCGAAGACUUUACCUCGAUUGAAGAUUGCAUUCGAGAUUGCGUUUUCAGUCAACUUGAAGAGCUUUCCGUGGCCAACAGAAACAUCGAUGUUGAUUUCGUACAUGUCGGCAAAAUUCUCGGGGCCAGUCGACAAACCUUGACUAAGAUUGAGCUUGAUUUUAUAUACGAAUUUAUGCUUGAUGACUUUGAAGAUGUGGACGUCGAGGACUUCGCAGAUGAGAUUCUUCAUGUAGACCUCAACGAGCCGAGAAGCUGCAGGUUCCCUGCCCUGAAAACGCUCGCCCUCGGAGGACUUGACAUGGUUAGAAUCGCUGAAGCGACCUUACAUGCAUAUAAUCUUCCCCGUCUAGCUUCCCUGAAAUUUCGAAAUUGUAAUGGAACCAGAGAAUGUCUGGGAAUUUUACUCGAUUACGACAAACCGAUCGACUUGACUUCGUUGGAAGUCUAUAGUACCCACAGAGGACAUGACGACAUGAAUGAUUUAUACUAUACCAUGCACUCAUUCCUCAAUACAUACGAUGGCCUCGAAAACUUAUUUCUCGGUUUCAAUGCCUGUUCAAAGCUUGUAAAUGGGGGCAGGUUUCCCCAUUUCGUGGGACUGGUAAACAAGCAAGGGAAAAACCUCAAGAGAUUUGCGCUACAUGCCAGAUAUCUUGACUAUGGUAACGGGGUUCCAGAGGGCCAAGGUCACGAUAUACUUGAUCUGUGUUAUACGGAUUCAAUUUACGAUGGUCUUUUCAAACUAGACAAUGUCGCCCACCCGUUCUACUUCUCAGCCUUAGAGUGUUUGGGCCUGAGCUACGAGCCUCAUACUCUGGUCAGUACCUGUCUAUUCCAAAUCUAAUCUGCUAAACAAACUUACAAUUUCUACAGCGAGGCCUAGUCCUGCCUUUUACACAGAAAUCCACCCUCAAAAUCCUUCACAUGAGACGAUCAGGUCAAGACCGAGAUCUCCGCGGGCCAAUCACAGAUCGAGGCUGGGAUAUAGUAAGCGAAGAAGCAGGCCCAAGUUCGCCGCGUUCCGAUACCAGCUCCGAAUCGUCAUUUGAGCCAUUCAUCGGUCCACUCCCAUUUAAUCCCAAUGAAGCUAUCACUGAGGAACUCUCUGACCCCCUCAUCACACCACCACAAGCGGACCCAAUGUAUCCUUUUCACGCAACCAAACGAUAUGAAAUCAUCCAACUACCCGGCGCCAUUUUUGAUUUUCUGAAUUGGCUUUUUGGGCCAGAUGGUGUGAGGUCGGUGCGUGUUUUCGCAUAUGGGGAUUUCUCACAUAACGGCAGGUUUAGAGCUUACAAUCAUAUCUUUUGUCGAGGAGAUGCUUCUGGUUAUGUAGAUCCUGAGCCUCAAGAUAAACCGGAGCUUGAGUUGAACUGGAGACCGAUUCGGGCGGAUGAUCAUGAGCUCUGGAGCUUGAUUGAGAGGAAUAAAGAUUUUCUGGGGAGCUGUCCGACGGAUCCUUUGGUUGAUGAUUAUUAGUGUUCUUGGGGAUGAAAAUGCGAGGGUACGUAAAGUAUUGUGGUUUUGUAAAAGUGUGUAUCUGAUGUACUUGCGAGUUAGAAAUACUUCUCAUGGUUUCUUGUAUGUAUA
This is a messenger RNA of Hymenoscyphus albidus, 2717 nucleotides long. The record is from the annotation of a GenBank genome assembly. Lineage: Eukaryota; Fungi; Ascomycota; Leotiomycetes; Helotiales; Helotiaceae.